Molecule: messenger RNA, 1743 nt
Organism: Rhinocladiella mackenziei CBS 650.93
Lineage: Eukaryota; Fungi; Ascomycota; Eurotiomycetes; Chaetothyriales; Herpotrichiellaceae
Exons: 7
Coding region: 1-1743 (580 amino acids)
Source: RefSeq, a predicted model, not a curated record
AUGGCUUCCCGAGUUCUUGGCGAGCUUCUAAACGGCAAUAUCAAUGGAUACGAGAAGCACUAUGACGCCCCUCAGCACCGGGGCGACGGAGAUCUAGAAUACAUGCAUGGUAGCAAAAGUGAAGCCUACUACAUCGACCAUGAGCACAUCCACAAACGACAGAAGAUGCGCCUUAUCUGCAUUGGAGCUGGUAUAGCUGGGAUCGCUGCGGCGUACAAGUACAUGGAGCAAUUACGAGACGUGGAAUUCCAAAUCUACGAGAAGAAUCACGACGUAGGGGGGACGUGGCUGGAGAAUCGCUAUCCGGGCUGUGCGUGCGACAUUCCAGCCCACGGAUAUACCUACUCAUGGGAGGGGAAUCCAAAUUGGUCAAGAUUCUAUGCCGAAGCCGAGGAGAUUCACAGUUACUACAAGGGGCUUGCAAUCAAAUGGAAUUGUAUGCAGUACAUAAAACUAUCGCACCGCGUCAUCGAGGCAAAGUGGUCUGAAGCCGAGUCGAGUUGGAACUUGAAGAUCGAAAGCCUAACGGAGGGGACAAUCAUCGAGGAUCGCUGUGACAUUCUGCUCAGUGCCACAGGAGUCUUAAACCACUGGAAGUGGCCGGAUAUUCCGGGGUUGCACAGAUUCAAAGGACGACUGCUUCACUCGGCACGGUGGGACGAAGAGUAUAAUUUCCAAGACAAGACUGUUGCCGUCAUCGGAGCAGGGUCCUCGGCCAUUCAAAUCGUACCUAAUCUCCAAAAAGGCGACUUCAUCCGGUCUCCGACCUGGAUCACUCCAGAAUUCAGCGCGAGCCUUGCAGCCGACGGCCGCGAAACGAGGUAUUCCGCCGAAGAGAUCAAACGCUUCAAUACGGACAAGAAAUACUUUCUCCAGUACCGAAAAGACAUACAGAAUACCGGAAGUUCCUCAUUUUCCCUCUACUACAAAGGGUCGGAACUGCAAGAGAAAGCUUACCGGGACUUCUCGCAACUGAUGAGGAAGAGGCUUGGUGGAGAUGCAGAGCUUUGUGAAAGGCUGAUUCCAAAGUUUGAAGUAGGAUGUCGGAGAUUUACCCCGGGAAAUGGCUUCCUAGAAGCCCUUGUGAAGCCGAAUGUCACGGUAGUUGUCACGGAGAUUGAAAGUAUCACUCCAGAUGGCAUUCGAACAACGGACGGCGUGCACUAUGAUGUUGAUGCAAUCGUUUGCGCAACGGGAUUUGACUGCUCGUACCGGCCAGCCUUCCCUGUCAUUGGCCGGGAUGGUCGAGACCUAGGAGAAUUUUGGAGAGAUGAGCCCGUGCAUUAUUUAUCGGUGGCAGUUCCUGGUUUUCCAAACUAUUUCGUUACUGGGGGACCUAAUAGCCCCAUAUCAAAUGGCUCUCUCAUCUCAGGUCUAGAGACCGAAAUUGAUUAUGCCUAUGCCUGCCUCAGGAAGCUGCAGGAGGAGAAUGGGGCGUCCAUGGAGGCAUCCGAACAAGCUACUGCAGAUUUUAUGGAGCAUAAGAAUGCCGCUAUGAAAGAGUUUGUGUGGAGUGGCGAUUGCAAAAGUUGGUACAAAAAUGGACGAGUCGACGGACCCGUCAUUGGUCCGUGGUGUGGCUCCACAUGGCAUUUUAACAAAGCACUACGAAAUCCCCGUUUCGAAGACUAUAUUUUCAAAUACCGCAAGAGAAAUCGUUUUCAGUAUCUUGGGUUUGGUAGAACACUGGGUGAGCUUCGAGGGGAAGACAUGGCCGCCCACUUACGCGAACCAGGCGCAUAA